AUGGUGGCCAUGAAGAUCUGCUCUCUGCUGCUGGUGUUGCUGUUCCUGGCACUGGGGCAUGGGGAGAAGGAAGAGGGUCACCCCAGUGAACCGCUCACAUCCCACCCUAAGGGCAGCGGCCCCCGGCCUCGAGACCCGAGGUACGCCGAGGGCACGUUCAUCAGCGACUACAGCAUUGCCAUGGACAAGAUCCGCCAACAAGACUUUGUGAACUGGCUGCUCGCCCAGAAGGGGAGGAAGAGCGACUGGAGACACAACCUCACCCAGAGGGAGGCCCGGGCCCUCCAGCUGGCUGGUCAGUCCCAGAGGAGUGACGAGGAGGCCGCCGAGCGGCCAGGCUCGCCACCCAAGAACCCUGCCGACCAAGAUCUGCUGAGGGGUUUGCUGACGCAGGAGCUGCUGGCCUGGGUGCUGGAUCAGAUGGAGCUCUGCAGGCACAGGUCUCUGUGA
Messenger RNA from Lepus europaeus (European hare), 450 nucleotides. RefSeq names its product gastric inhibitory polypeptide (gene GIP). Gene Ontology annotation, molecular function: glucagon receptor binding; hormone activity. Gene Ontology annotation, biological process: regulation of insulin secretion; response to starvation; regulation of fatty acid biosynthetic process. The transcript has 6 exons. Lineage: Eukaryota; Metazoa; Chordata; Mammalia; Lagomorpha; Leporidae. Gene Ontology annotation, cellular component: extracellular region. Bases 1 to 450 code for a protein of 149 amino acids. The record is from RefSeq and is a predicted model, not a curated record.